This is a messenger RNA of Penicillium macrosclerotiorum, 1542 nucleotides long. RefSeq names its product putative MFS transporter. Bases 1 to 1542 code for a protein of 513 amino acids. Gene Ontology annotation, cellular component: membrane. Gene Ontology annotation, molecular function: transmembrane transporter activity. Gene Ontology annotation, biological process: transmembrane transport. The transcript is spliced from 4 exons. The record is from RefSeq and is a predicted model, not a curated record. NCBI's taxonomy places the organism in Eukaryota, Fungi, Ascomycota, Eurotiomycetes, Eurotiales, Aspergillaceae.
AUGGCUACCGCCGUGGCCGAUGAGUCUGCGUCGGGCGGGAAAGGCCUUUCCGAACACAAAGAGAACUUUAUGUCUGAAGUGGCCCGAGAGGCUGCAGAGCGAGGUCACCUAGCAACGGAUCAGUAUGGCCAUGCGCUCGUGGACUUCGACAAGGCAGCAGAAUCGCGGCUGCGGUUGAAAAUCGAUCUAUAUAUCGUCCCCACCGUGGCCCUCAUGUACCUGUUCUGCUUCAUCGAUCGUGCAAAUAUUGGUAAUGCGAAGCUGGCGGGAUUCAACAAGGACCUCGGGCUCGAGGGCUACGAUUACAAUGCCGUGCUGUCAAUCUUUUUCGUUGCGUAUAUUAUCUUCGAGAUCCCCAGUAAUAUUGCAUGUAAAUGGAUUGGGCCAGGUUGGUUCCUUCCAGCCGCUACCCUGGGGUUCGGCAUCUGUUCAGUCGCCACAGCUUUCGUGCAAAAUAUCCAUGCUGCCUCGGGAGUCCGGUUUCUACUGGGCAUGUUUGAAGCCGGCUUGUUGCCCGGUAUCGCCUACUAUCUGAGUCGUUGGUACCGGCGAAGCGAGCUCGCUUUCCGUCUUGCCUUGUACAUCGUCAUGGCUCCACUGGCGGGAGCAUUUGGUGGCCUCCUGGCCUCCGGAAUUCUCACGCUCGAUCACUUUGGAAGCUUGCAUAGCUGGCGGAUGCUCUUCGCCAUCGAAGGUAUCAUCACGAUCGGGGUGGCCAUUCUGGCAUUUUUCACAUUAACCGACCGGCCCGAAACGGCACGCUGGCUGUCGCAGGAGGAAAAGGACUUGGCAAUUGCUCGCGUGAAAUCCGAGCGUAUCGGGACCACCGAGGUCUUGGAUAAACUGGAUCUGACCAAGACCUUGCGUGGCAUCUUCAGUCCUGUCACCAUCACUACUGCUUUUGUCUUCUUACUCAACAACAUCACGGUGCAGGGCCUUGCAUUCUUCGCACCCACCGUUGUCCAGACCAUUUACCCCGAUGCGACCGUGGUGUCUCAGCAGCUCCAUACGGUUCCUCCAUAUGUUGUCGGGGCCUUUUUUACCGUCUUGUUUCCCUAUCUCAGUUGGCGGUUCGAUCGACGACUGAUCUUCUUCGUCGCUUGCCCGCCUUUGAUGAUUACCGGAUACAUUAUGUUCCUGGCCAGUGAAAACAAUAUGGUUCGCUACGGCGCCACGUUCAUCAUUGCUAGUGGUGCAUUUGCCUUUGGGGCUCUCUGUAAUGCCCACGUUUCUGCCAAUGUCGUAUCCGACACAGCUCGGUCGUCGGCCAUUGGAACCACUGUCAUGUUCGGCAACGUCGGUGGCUUGAUCUCCACCUGGUCCUUCCUCCCUUCCGAUGCACCAAAUUAUCAUAUUGGGAAUGGGCUCAACCUGGCAACUGCCACUGUCACCUUGCUUCUAGGUGCGGGACUCUGGGCCUUCAUAUCGUGGGAUAACCGACGACGUAGUCGUGUCGACAUCAGCAGCGCAUUGGCGGGCCUUUCCCAGCAACAAAUUCAAGACUUGGAUUGGCGAAACCCGGCCUUCCGGUGGCGGCCAUAG